Molecule: messenger RNA, 534 nt
Organism: Tetrahymena thermophila SB210
Lineage: Eukaryota; Ciliophora; Oligohymenophorea; Hymenostomatida; Tetrahymenidae
Product: transmembrane protein, putative
Exons: 1
Source: RefSeq, a predicted model, not a curated record
AUGUAAGACGUGUUAAAAAUGUAUUUUUACAAAAAAUUUAGAAUAUCUUACACAAAUUCAAUAAGAAAUAGUACAAUUAAAUAAAGUAGCAACAUAUUUAUUUCUGCAGUUUAAAAUGUGCAAAUGAUAAAAAAAGGUUUGAAAAGAAUUGGUUUAUUGUAAGAGUAAGCUUAUUUUUUAAAAUUUGAAAAUAAUUAUUAAAUCUAUAUAAAAGAUUCUGCCUACCUGCAUACAUACAUAUAUACAUAUAUACAUACAGAGAAUGAAUUAGUGAUUGGUAUAGGGUGUGUAAAUUAAACAAUUUUUAAUAAAAAAGAAAUUUUCGAAAUUUAUAUUUAAAAAUUAGUAAACUGUGAAAUUCAUUUAUUAUUUGUUUAAUUAUUAAUUAAUUAAUUAAUUCAUUUUUUUUUUAUGUUUGGCUAUCCCUUAUUAACCGCUUUACACUUAUUUAUUUUUAUAUUCAUCUAUAUCUUUCAUAAUAAAUGUAUUUUUUAAUAUAUUUGUAUACGCUUUAAUUUUAUCUUUACAAAAUGA